AUGGCAGACGAAGAGAUUUCUGAUGCGGAUAAUGCCCGUAUUAGGGAUUUUGUAGUGCGAUAUCUUUAUGACUACCAUCUUCCGGAAGGUGAAGGCAUUUCUGGCCCUACAAUUCAACAAGCGUAUAUCAAUGAACUGGACCGCGUCCUGGCUGAGAGUUCGACCUCAAUUAAGAAUCAGAAAAAGUGUUUCAAGAGCAUUGUGAAUAGUAUGGUGAAUGAGGGUACAACGGUCAAUUUUAUUGAAAACGCGGACGGCAAGGGUGUCUUUCGACUUUACGAUUUUGUCAGGCCUCGAGAUAUCGAUUCGUCUUCUAAUAAAGAGAACAACUCCAACGGGCAUGCCGAGUAUGUCUCAGAGCCAAGUGUGCGGCCGGAAAGAUCGCACAAGAGGAUCGAUCGAAGUCUCAAGGAAGGCAUUGACCCAAAAGCAUUGGCCCCGAAAUUCAAAAAAAGAAGAAUAACUGAGGUGGAUGAAAGUGAUGCUUCUGGGAGUGAAACUCCUUUAAGUCAUUUGCGUUUUGGCAGCAGAAAUUCUAGUCCUCAGAGAUUAGCACGACUUGCACUCGGUCCCUUGGAUGGAAAUAGAAGAAUUUCUGCCCCAGAACAGUUUUACAGCCCGUCAGUCCAGUCUGACCAUUAUACGCAGAUGGAAUUUUUGCCAAAUCCCGAAUCAAAGGAUGAAAAUCUGUCGUCAUUGCCAAUAUGGCUCCAGAAGGGUCUAAGUGACCUUUGUCAAAAGUACCCAGAUCACCUAUUCAAACCAACAGAUACGCGUGAUAUUCAAUGUACAGAUUGCGAAAGUAUCAUUGUAGUCUCAAAGAGCAGAAUAAUGAAUUCUUUCGAGACUCAUUUGAAAUCCAAAGGACAUUUGGGAAACAUGGAAUAUAGACUUGCCAAUUCGGCUCCACCUUGCCCCCCCUCUGCAUUAUCCAUAGUAUCGGCUAUGCCACCACCACCUCUACCUCUUCCAGUCGCCCCACCUUUGGCGGGAUUAUCAGACAGCUCAAGCCCGAAUGGGGGCCUUUUAGAGACUAUGAUAGCUAAUGUUGUACAACAAAGCACUGGUCCUUUAACUGCACAUAUACGAAGUUUGGAACAUCGGCUGGUGUCAUCAGAGAAUGUCCACAAUCAGAAGCUUGAGGAGAUGGCUAGACAACUUGAUGAAUCUGAAAAUCGAAACCGUGAUCUAUUUUCGCGAUUGGAAGAAUGUAAAUCAUCAACAGAAGAAUUGAGCGCUAGACUUUUUGCCGCAGAGGCUGGAUCCAGGGAACAAAUGGAGCUAUCUAGGCGUUUAAGGUUUGUAGAACAAGCCAAUGAGUCGUUGUCAGCGUCAAGAAGCAGUCAUGCAACGCAGCUUAAAGAGGCACAGGGCAACAUAAAGGCACUCAAGCAGGCCCCGAUUCCAAGAAUUGACUCUGCCAUAGCAGAUCAAGCCAAUCGAAUUUUGGUCCUCGGUAAACAGCAUGAAGGCACGGCACACGAUUUGUCACGCCAUUGUAAGCUGGAAGAGGAGCUUCGCCGAAAGAUGAUUGCUCAGAUGGAGGACGAACGUCAGAAACUCAACGAACGUGUUAAUCUAUUGCAGACUGCAGUAGCUUCGCGACAUGGUGAUCUUGAGGAGCUUAAGAACAAGGUUUCUCGUGGUCCUCAGCAUGAUCAGAACAAGUACGAUUCUCUGAGGUCACAGCUUACCUCAGAAUUACAGACGCAGUAUAUACAACUCUCUACCAGAAUAAAGACUAUAGAGAAGAAGAUAAUCCAAGAGUCUACACAGUUUACUUCCUUGGAUCACAGGACUGCUGAAUGGAUUGAUACCACAAACAAAAAGCACGAUUCCAAGCUUGCAGAUUUGGAAAGCGCGAUAGGCAAAAAAUUCCUCACUGUCAGUGCCAACCUUACGAGUCACAUUGACGAUCUCAUGAAGCAACGGGCGGACAGAGACGGUGAAGUAGGAGCAGCCAUGGAGCACAAACUAACAGCAUCUGAGAGAACAAUUACAACCUUGAAGCAUCAACUCAUUGCCUCGCAAAAUCGACUGGCAGCUACGGAAGAAACAGUCUCACAAUUUGUAUCGAAUGUCAAUCUCCAGAAAGAACACACAGAGUUAUUGGCGUUUAAUUGGAAGACUUGGCAAGAAGAUCGCGAAGAAGAACUCCGCAAUUUAGAUAUUGAGGUCAUGAAGAAUUCUUCUGCCAUGGAAAAGUUGCAGACUGAACAUUCAGCCUUUUUGGAGUCAACUCCCAGAACCAUUCAACAGAUGGAAAGUCGACUGGAAGCACAAAGGCAAAUUUCUUCCAAGGAACUUCAAGAGAGCUUGGAAUCAUCGGAAGCACUGUUGACGGAAAAGAUUUGUGCUUUGCAGGAAACCCAGGUGAAGCAUCGUCAGUCAACGCUGGAGCUCCAGCAUAAGCAAUCGGAUACACUCAUGAACAGGUUGGAUGACAAGGUUCGAAAUGUAGAGAAAACAUGUGCGGAUCUGGCUCUGAGCACCCAAGAGAGUCAGAAACAAAACAUAAUUCUCAUGGAUCAAAAGCUGCAGGAACGACUCAAAAGCGAAGCUCAAUGCCACAAAGCCACGACCGAUUCUCUCAUCCAGGAUUUUGUAUCCAAACGCGAUCGUGAGCUAGAAGUUAAAUAUGAAGAGACAUUCAGGCCAGUUCUAUGGAAGUAUUUGACAGAAAAGGAUCAAGCAUUGAGGAAGGAAUACGAUGAGAACAUCGAAACUUCAUUUCAAUCGCGCAUGCUCGAAAGAGAAAAAGAGCUCGAAUUGAAGUAUGAAGGAAAGUUCAAACCUUUGAUCGCAAGCUUUUUGAUGGAUCAACAAAAGGUCCUCAGAGAUGCGUAUGAGGCUCGCAUUGAAAAACUGUUGAGCGGUUUCAAGGACGAAAUUUUAUCGGCUGACAAAGAAAACAAAAAUCCGAGCAUCAAAACAGAAGAAGAGCUCAAGUCUCUCGGUCUCGGUCUCACGGAGGAAAAAGAAGCAGCCCUUUUGAAGAAGCAUGAAACAGACAUCGAAGAAUUAAUUGGCAUUCAUCGAGCAGAGAUGGGAGUACUCGAGGAGCAGACUUUACAGCGUUUACUAACGCUGGAGCUGACGAUCAAGGAUCAAGCACAACAGAUAGAAGAUAUUGACUGUGUGUUCCCAUUGGUACUGGAUGAUCUGAAUGGGUUGAUGAUACAGGAGAGGGUUCGAAAUCGUGGAUUGAGAAAAGCCAAUUUGCGAGUUCGUAAAGGUGGGAGGUGA
Sclerotinia borealis F-4128 is the source of this 3246-nucleotide messenger RNA. The record is from the annotation of a GenBank genome assembly. Lineage: Eukaryota; Fungi; Ascomycota; Leotiomycetes; Helotiales; Sclerotiniaceae.